Molecule: messenger RNA, 3247 nt
Organism: Alosa alosa (allis shad)
Lineage: Eukaryota; Metazoa; Chordata; Actinopteri; Clupeiformes; Clupeidae
Gene: kcnh1a
Product: potassium voltage-gated channel, subfamily H (eag-related), member 1a
Exons: 14
Coding region: 197-3247 (1016 amino acids)
Biological process (GO): potassium ion transmembrane transport; regulation of membrane potential
Cellular component (GO): membrane
Molecular function (GO): delayed rectifier potassium channel activity
Source: RefSeq, a predicted model, not a curated record
UGGAGGGGGGAGUCGCUCCUGAUUGUGUUGCAGGGACAGCGCGAGGAGGAAAGCCCCCAAUCCAGAGCUCCGGAGGAGAAGAGAGCAGCAUGAAGACAGCAGAGGUAUUCGACACAUCGGAGACGUCAGUUUGCGGAUAACGUUUGGUUUACGGUCACCGCUCGCAACCUGCGGGACGACUGCAUGAGCCGCCGUGAUGGCAGGCGGCCGGAGAGGACUAGUAGCCCCUCAGAAUACUUUUCUAGAGAAUAUUGUCAGACGAUCGAACGUUUGGACAUUAUCACAUAGACAGACAGACACCAACUUUGUCUUGGGCAAUGCUCAGAUCGUGGACUGGCCCAUCGUCUACAGCAACGAUGGCUUCUGCAAGCUGUCCGGCUACCACCGGGCUGAAGUCAUGCAGAAAAGCAGCACCUGCAGUUUCAUGUAUGGAGAGCUCACUGACAAGGACACGACGGAAAAAGUGCGGAUGACGUUUGAGAAUUAUGAGAUGAACUCGUUCGAGAUACUAAUGUACAAAAAGAAUCGAACGCCGGUGUGGUUUUUCAUGAGGAUAGCACCCAUACGGAAUGAACAAGAGAAGGUGGUGCUCUUUCUCUGCACCUUCAGUGAUAUCACAGCCUUCAAACAGCCUAUUGAGGAUGACUCGACUAAAGGCUGGGGCAAGUUUGCCCGUUUGACCCGAGCCCUGACCAGCAGUAGAGGGGUACUUCAGCAGCUCCAACCCACUGUCCACAAAGGAGAGAAUGUCCACAAACACUCUCGCCUGGCUGAGUGGGCAGGGUUUAACCCGGAAGUGCUGCAGUUGGGUUCGGACAUCUUGCCCCAGUACAAGCAAGAGACGCCCAAGACGCCUCCACACAUCAUCCUGCACUACUGCGCCUUCAAGACCACAUGGGACUGGGUCAUCCUCAUCCUCACCUUCUACACGGCCAUCAUGGUGCCUUACAACGUCUCCUUUAAGACCAAGCAGAACAACGUCACCUGGCUGGUGGUGGACAGCAUCGUGGACGUCAUCUUCCUGGUGGACAUCGUGCUCAACUUUCACACCACGUUCGUGGGUCCGGCGGGCGAGGUCAUCUCCGACCCCAAGCUCAUCCGCAUGAACUACCUGAAGACCUGGUUCGUCAUCGACCUGCUCUCCUGUCUGCCCUACGACGUCAUCAACGCUUUCGAGAACGUGGACGAGGGCAUCAGCUCCCUCUUCAGCUCGCUGAAGGUUGUCCGUCUGCUGCGCCUGGGCCGGGUGGCCCGCAAGCUUGACCACUACAUCGAGUACGGUGCCGCCGUGCUUGUGCUGCUGGUGUGCGUCUUCGGCCUGGCCGCCCACUGGCUCGCCUGCAUCUGGUACAGCAUCGGCGACUACGAGGUCAUCGACGAGGACCACAACCAGGUGCGCACGGACAGCUGGCUCUACAUGCUGGCCGAGUCGGUGGGUACGCCGUACCGCUUCAACGUCAGCGGCACGGGCAAGUGGGAGGGCGGUCCGAGCAAGGACUCGGUGUACAUCACCUCGCUCUACUUCACCAUGACCAGCCUGACCAGCAUCGGCUUCGGCAACAUCGCCCCCACCACCGACGGAGAGAAGAUCUUCGCUGUCGCCAUGAUGAUGAUUGGAUCCCUUCUGUACGCCACCAUCUUCGGUAACGUCACCACUAUCUUCCAGCAGAUGUACGCCAACACCAACAGGUACCACGAGAUGCUGAACAGCGUGCGGGACUUCCUGAAGCUCUACCAGGUGCCCAAGGGCCUGAGCGAGCGCGUCAUGGACUACAUCGCCUCCACCUGGUCCAUGUCGCGAGGCAUAGACACAGAAAAGGUGUUGCAGAUCUGCCCAAAGGACAUGCGCGCCGACAUCUGCGUGCACCUAAACAGGAAAGUGUUUAAGGAGCAUCCUGCGUUCCGAUUGGCCAGCGACGGAUGCCUGCGCGCUCUGGCCAUGGAGUUCCAGACCAUCCACUGCGCCCCGGGGGACCUCAUCUACCACGCCGGCGAGAGUGUGGACAGCCUCUGCUUCGUGGUGUCGGGCUCUCUGGAGGUCAUUCAGGACGACGAGGUGGUCGCCAUCUUGGGGAAGGGUGAUGUGUUUGGGGACGUGUUUUGGAAGGAGGUGACACUAGCACAAUCCUGUGCCAACGUCCGAGCUCUGACAUACUGCGACUUGCAUGUGAUCAAGCGUGACGCCCUGCAGAAAGUUCUGGAAUUUUACACGGCCUUCGCCAACCACUUCUCACGGAACCUGCUACUCACAUACAACCUACGCAAGCGGAUCGUGUUCCGUAAGAUCAGCGAUGUGAAGCGUGAGGAAGAGGAGCGCCUGCGGAGGAAGAACGAGGCGCCCCUCAACCUGCCGCCCGACCACCCGGUGCGCCGCCUCUUCCAGCGCUUCCGGCAGCAGAAGGAGGCGCGCCUGGCGGCCGAGCGAUUCCCGGCCGACGAGCACGACCUGGAGAAGGGCCACGGGCCGACGCCGGUCCACCUCGGGCACGGGCUCGGGCUCCCGGGCGCCGCUGCCCGCCACCAGGCCGUGGUGCUGCACGACGCCAUCGCCAGCACCAGUAUCGUCACGGUGACGGAGAGCCCCGCCACCCCCAUCCCCUGCAACUCGGCGCCCGGUCCGGCGCCCGGUCCGUCAGAUCGAGCCCGGCUUCAAGCCCCGCGCGCUGGCGGCGGCAGCGGGUGGCGGGGCGUGGCGGCCAAGCCGGACAGCGGCGGCUGGACCAAAGUGUCCAAGGCGGAGUCCAUGGAGACGCUGCCGGAGCGGGGGAAAGGCGCGGCGCCCGAGGAGAGCGGCCUGAAGAAGACGGACUCGUGCGACAGCGGCAUCACCAAGAGCGACCUGCGUCUGGACGAGGGCGAGGCGCGUUCCCCCGGCGACCGCAGCCCGCUCCAGCUCGCCGCCGGUCUGGGGCCGCCCCUCCCGUCGACCGCGGUCAUCGGCGUCGUCGGCGUCGGCGGCGGCGGCCACACGGCGGCCAGCACGCCCUCGCCGCUGCCGGCCCACAUCCCGCCCAUCCCCGAGCACAGCCUGCACGCGUCGCUGCUGGAGCUCCGCGCCGAGCUGAAGGAGGAGCUGGCCGCACUGGGCAGCCGCAUGCUGGCGCUCGAGAGCCAGGUGGCCGAGGUGCUCCGUCUGCUGCGCCACCGCAAGAGCCCCCCCGCCGGCACCCCCACCUCCCCGACGCCGCUCUUCCGCAUCUCCCGGCCCGCCACGCCCGACUCCGAGAAGGAGGACAUCUUCAGCUGA